AUGAACGUCACCAUCCCGGACCCGCUUACGGUCCUACCUCCGGAGAUCGUGCUCCGCAUCCUCGACUUCACGCCCGUCUCGGCUCUAGGAUCGCUUACUGCCGUGUCGCCCGCCUGGCACCAAUUCAUCGACGGAACGCAUCAAGAAGCCAUCUACUCGUCGCCGACAAAGACUUCGCAACCGCACAAGACCUCACAGCCAGCUGGCGGCGCGCGCGACUUCUCGUUCGUCAAUGACUACACCAGCUUCUCCAAGCUCUUUGAUGGCAUCACAUCAUGGAAAGAUCUGUGUAAACGACAAACGCUGCUCGAGCGCAACUGGAACACACGGCAACCUACUACUCGCGAAUCCAUCUUGCAAGUUGGCAACCAUGCAGUAUGGCGGUUCAAAGCUGACUUCAAGCGCCGCAUCUUCAUCUCGACAUCUCAUGCAGGCGGGUUGUACGUAUCCGACAUGGAUACGGGUCGCAUCCUAUGGCAGCUGCCUUCAGCUCUAGACACGACUGAAGACCAUGCCGUCAGACCGUAUGCGCAUCUGGAGUAUCAAGAUGGGAUGGCUGCCUUUGAUCGCGAAGGAGAUGCAGUUGAAAUUUGGCGGACAGAUCAAGAGGGCACAUCAAGAGGAGAGUUUCAACGCUUUGCUGUCCUAGAUCACGAUUGUCAGACAAGAGGAUUCCAGCUCUCGUAUUGGACACUUGUCGUGGUCUCAGUAGAGGGCCAGGGCUUUGUAUACGACAUGAAGCAGAACCCACCAAAACUGACUACGCAUCUGGAGAUCGAGCAAGACGCGGUCGGUCACCUGGAUCAGAACGAGGAUGUGGUUGUGUAUUCAAUGGGAACGCGUGGUUACCAUGUCUAUGACAAGAAGUCUGGGCAGGCCUUGGGCAUCCUACAACCAUCGCAAUGUACAGAGAAGUACCAUGUUGAGCCCUUACCACCCACCGAUCCACCAUCCUCCAAUGCAGCAUUGGCUGCUUUGCGUUAUGGUCGGCCAUCACGACGCAUCUUCCCUCCCUCAGCACCUCGCAAAAGCCGCUUGACGCCUAUACAUCUCGGCAAGGGCCCUCUUCCAAACGCAUCUCGCGACCCAAACGAGGAAGACGAGUGGGGUGCCGGUAUGCUGGACCGUAGCAGCAACCUCUUUGUAGGCUUCUCGCGUCUGGGUCGUAUCUUUGUCUGCACCGAUCUCCGCAAGGCAUUAGAAGACGGGUCGAAGAACUUAGCAAGUGUUAGUCAGAUCCUGGAGUGCGAGUCUGAUGGUUCAACUUUCGAUUUGGGUGGUUGGCUUUCUGCACGGAACCAUCGUAUCAUGUUCGAGAUUCAGAACAGAGUGUAUGUCGUUGCGCUCAGAAAGGACAAUCGGAUCAGUGUUGUAGACGAGGCUGAGGAAGUGGGACCUUCAUACUCGUUUCUCACGAGUUCGGCGCCGCAGCUCGCGGUGCCGGUCAGUUUUAUGGCUCUGUUCGACGAUGCUAUCAUGACAACAUACGCGACACUGGGCCAACGACGGGAAGAAGGAGGAAAUGGACGCAUCUUCCCGACAAAAGCAAUUCGCAUCAUCAGCCUUGCGCCUAGCCUUGACAAUGGCGAUAACGCGACCACCGAAGUCGAAGACCCAAUACUCGCCAAUUUGUCGCAGCAUAUUGAAAGACCGCAAGACGAAUUGUUGCGCUUGUUGUUGAUGUUCGAUGAGGAGCCGAGCGAUGACGAUGAUGUCACUGGGCUGGAGGAUGAGUGGGUUGAUGAGGAGGAGACGAAUUAA
Molecule: messenger RNA, 1761 nt
Organism: Alternaria conjuncta
Lineage: Eukaryota; Fungi; Ascomycota; Dothideomycetes; Pleosporales; Pleosporaceae
Exons: 2
Coding region: 1-1761 (586 amino acids)
Molecular function (GO): protein binding
Source: RefSeq, a predicted model, not a curated record